Nymphaea colorata (pocket water lily) is the source of this 3747-nucleotide messenger RNA. RefSeq names its product pentatricopeptide repeat-containing protein At4g21065-like. Gene Ontology annotation, molecular function: RNA binding; protein binding; zinc ion binding. The coding region runs from base 225 to 3224 and encodes 999 amino acids. Gene Ontology annotation, biological process: RNA modification. The record is from RefSeq and is a predicted model, not a curated record. The transcript has a single exon. Lineage: Eukaryota; Viridiplantae; Streptophyta; Magnoliopsida; Nymphaeales; Nymphaeaceae.
ACGUCUAAUCCCACAACACAACAGGGAAGUCAGACUCAGAAUAUCGUCAUCCAUAAACCUCUAGUUUCAUCUGGAUCCAAAGUGUUUUUAUCCAAACAUAGUUUCUAGAAAGCCCGCAAGGGUAUGUUGGUCCGGUUAAAUAUCGUCGGUCUCCUUGUCGAUGAGGGAUAAAAGAAAGAUAAAUUGAAUUAUAGGAAGCAAAAAUCCUGCUAGCCGAUGAAUCGAUGCAGUACCCACAGCAAGUCACCUCUCAUCAAUACAAUCGUUUCAAAAAUGGUGGUCAUCUCCCAAGAGCCGCUCUGUUUACCCUCUCCCACAAAACCGCUUCUUCUUCGUCCAACUUUCGCCUUAUAGCUUUCGGAGCUCCUCGUUUCUGCAAUGCCCACUUGGUGGUGGAAGCAAGGUCGUCUAGAAACACCGACGCCACCCAGCCGAGUCCCCGCCAAACACCAGCUCAGAAGGUCCACCACGUUAGCGACCAGACUGGCUUGCAUCAGCGUCUGGAUUUCCUUUGUCAGCAUGGGAAGUUGGAAGAAGCCAUGGAGGUCGUCGAUUCUAUGGAGAAGUCUGGAUAUGAAUUGGAAGCAACUGCGUAUAACUCUGUUGUUUCCUGCUGCAUAUGGCGGAGAGAUCUUGAGAAGGGUGAUUGGCUGAGAAAGCACAUGGUCCGUGCAGGCUUUGACCCUCCUGGAGUUUUCAUGGAUAACCAAUUUAUUAACCUUUACAUGAAAUGUGGAAAACCCAGCUCCGCCCGCCAACUGUUCGACGAAAUGCCUAAGCAUAAUUUGGUCUCGUGGAAUGCAAUGAUUGCCGGAUACUGUUACAACGGGCGCUACGUUGAAGCCCUGAAAUUGUUCAGGGAAAUGUGCGUGAUGGAGGCAGAACAUCCCAACCAAUUGACAUGCAUCAGCGUCAUCACUUCAUGUGGAGGUUUCGGAGAUUCAAGUUACUGUUACCAGGUUCAUGGUUAUGUGAUUAAAAGGGGUUUUGUAGCUUAUGGCCCUGUUGGGAACGCAUUAGUGACAAUGUACGGGAAGCAGGGGCUUCUAGAGGAAGCCGAAGCCGUGUUUUCUAACUUGCUGCAAAGAGACGAGGUGUCAUGGAAUGCGCUUAUUUCUGUAAAUUCAUGGAGCCAACACUGUGACAGAGCAAUUGAGUUGUUUGCUAGAAUGCAGCAGGAAGGUAUCAAAGCAAAUGAGUAUGCAUUUGGUAGCGUUCUCAAAUCAUGUGCCGCUACUGGAAAUAGAACCAUGGCCGAACAAAUUCACACACUGGCCAUAAAAACUGGAUUUGCAGCACACCCGAUCGUUGGUACUGCACUUCUGGACGUUCAUGCCAAAUGCAUGAAUUUUGAAGAUGUUAAAUUGAUUUUUGCCAAUAUGCCGGAGAGAAACAUCGUCUCAUGGAAUACCGUCAUAGGAAGAUGCAUGGAGAGCACUAGAAUCAUUGAUGGUCUUCACUAUUUUCAGAAAAUGUGUGAGAUGGAUGUCAAACCCGACGAUUUCACAUUCACCAGUGUGAUCAAGGCUGUGACCGAAGAAUCAAACCUUAAAGAAGGCAAGCAGCUUCAUGCAAGAGCUAUCAAAGGUGGUUUCCAUUCUGAUACGUCAGUUGGAAAUUCACUAAUCACCAUGUAUUCUAACUGCGCACAAGUUCAGAACUCAUUUCUAGCUUUCAAUGAUAUCUUUGAACCGGAUCUCAUUUCCUGGAAUUCCAUGAUUCACUCGUACGUCCAAAAUGACAGGCAAGAAGAAGCGUUGUCCUUAUUCAUAGAUAUGAGGCAUUUGGGGAUAGAACCAGAUGAAUUUACCUGUGUUAGUUGCUUAGCUGCAGCUACAGCUUCAGAAUGGCCUGAAAUGGGAAGACAACUGCACGCUUACAUUGUGAAAGAUGCCAUUGCGCUGAACGCCUUUGUUGGUAGCGCUCUAAUUGGAAUGUAUGGCAAGCACGGUGCUAUACGGAAAGCUGAACUUGUUUUCAGUAAGAUUGAUGAGAAAGACCUAAUCACAUGGAACACGAUGAUAUCGGCUUUCACCCAAAAUGGUGAAGCUACAAAAGCUCUGCAACUCUUUUGUCAGAUGAAGGAAGAGGACGUUGAGGUAGAUAAUUACACCUUUGCUAGCGUUCUUGCAGGGUGUGCUGAUGUUACUGCAGCAGCACAAGGUAGACAGGUUCAUUCCCAGAUCUUAAAGUCCAGGUUAGUGGCAGACACUGCUGUAGUUAAUGCGCUUAUAACUAUGUACUCUAGACUUGGUUGCAUUGAUGAAUCUGCACAAUUAUUUGCCAAACUUAGUGACAAGAAUUUAUUAUCCUGGACUGCCAUGAUUUCGGGUUACGCUCAGAAUGGCAAUGCGGUAGAGGCAAUAAAAUUGUUCAACCAAAUGCAAAGUUUCAAUAUACAGCCAACAGGUGUAACUUUUGUUGCUGUAUUGACUGCUUGUAGCCAUGCAGGACUAACUGAACAAGCUGAGCAAUAUUUUGAUGCCAUGACAACCACUUACAGAAUAGCACCUGCCUACGAACACUAUGCAUGCAUGGUGGACAUCCUUGCACGAACGGGAAGGUUGCAAGAUGCAGAAAACUUCAUUAUGCAAAUACCCUACGAGCCAAAUGCUAUUGUAUGGAAAAUGCUGCUGAGUGCUUGCCGGACUUAUGGUGAUCCAGAAAGAGGAAGGCGUUCAAUGGAAAAGAUUGUAGCCCUAGAACCAGGUGAUUCUGCAGCUUAUGUACUUCUCUCAAAUAUAUAUGCAGAUAGUGGGAAAUGGGAGGAUGUAGCGAGGAUCAGGAAACUGAUGAAGCGUAAUGGGGUAAAGAAACAACCAGGAAAAAGUUGGAUUGAAAUUCAGAACACGCUGCAUGAGUUUGUUGCAGGUGACCGUUCACAUCCGCAAGUUCAUGACAUACAUUCAAAAUUGCAUGAACUUUUGGAAGAAAUUAAGAGGGAAGGAUAUCAACCUCAAACCAACCUUAUUAUUGAUGAUGAGAAAGAAAGUAGAGAACAUUCAAUAUUUUAUCACAGUGAAAAGUUGGCAAUUGCCUUGGGGAUCAUAAGUUUAGCACCAAACACUACCAUCAAGAUUUUCAAGAAUCUACGUGUCUGUGAGGACUGCCACACUGCAGCAAAAUUGAUAUCUAAGGUUGUUGGAAGAACAAUCAUCCUCCGAGACACCUGUCGCUUUCAUCACUUCAAAGAUGGACUGUGCUCCUGCAGAGAUUUCUGGUAGGGAACAACGUUUUGGACGACCUCUAUUUCACCUUUCUUCCUUGUCGGAGCAUACCUCAACCAGCAGGAGCAAGAGACCAAAUACGCAGUCAAACCCUACGAACUUUGGUAGGCCAAAAGGUCAUCCAGUCAUGACAAGAUUGGAUGCGUGUAUUAAAAUAGAAUAAGUUGAAAAGCUCAUCAAUUUUUGCAAUUUAGGCUGAUUCAAAAUGAUGCUCAUUGAAAUAAAGCCCUCCACAGUUACCUAAAAAUUGCAUGAAAAAAUUGGGAAUUUUGACUAAAAAUACCAGACACGUUUGUACAAGUUCAAUAGUAUAAAUUUCAAUGCUGGUGCAUUACAAUCAUCUUUUCCAUAUUACUGCAAUGGGUUGUCACUUUCACCUUGAUGCGUUGGCUGUGAAAGCAUGUCAGUCCUGGGAGAAGAUCAGCAUAACCUGAAAGGCUGAAACUGAUCUGAAGGACUUCUAUAUUCCAAGAUGGCACCACCUGAGAAAUGUUCCAUGCAAUGCACAGCCUAAGCAAGU